CACCAACUCAACAAAGGCAUAUACAUAAACACGCCAAAAUGAGCAUUCCCACCACAUUCAAAGCGGCCGUGGUCCCCGAGCCUCACGCCCAACACACCAUCGCAGACCGCUCUCUCCCCCCCUUGGACCCCAACCAAGUCGCCAUCAAGAUCACCGCCACGGCCGUCAACCCCGUGGACUGGAAGAUCCGCGACUACAAUGUCUUCCUGAAGGAAUACCCCGCCGUGCUGGGCUCCGACGCGGCCGGCGAGAUCGUCGCCACCGGAUCCAACGUCACGUCCCACGCCGUCGGCGACCGGGUCUUCUUCCAAGGCAUCAUCGGCAACUACCCCGCCUCAACUUUCCAACAGUACUGCAUCAUGCCCGCUGAACUCGUCUCCAAGACCCCCGCCAACAUCUCUGAUGACCAGGCCGCCGGUAUCAGCUUGGCUUCUAUCGCCGUCGUCACCGGGUUCUAUGAUCAGACGGGGCACGCGAUUGCCCCGACGCCGUGGGCCGAGGGCGGAUCGGAGGCGGGCAAGGGUAAGGCCAUUGCGAUUAUCGGUGGUGCGUCGAGUGUGGGUCAGUAUGCGAUCCAGUUUGCGCGCCUGUCGGGCUUUGAGCGGAUCAUCACGAAUGCGAGCGCCGCGCAUCAUGGGUUUUUGAAGAGUCUGGGGGCGCAUGUGGUCCUGGAUCGGAAGAGCGCGACGGCGGAGGAUUUCGUCGCUGCUGCGGGGGAGUUGCCCGUGAGCUAUGUGUAUGAUGCGAUUUCGGUCAAGGAGACGCAGAAGCUUGGGGUGGAGAUUGGGCAGGUGAGUCGGGUGGCGACGCGGGUGGUCACGGUGCAGUUGGUGGAUACGGAUGCUGUGCAGUUGGGUCAGACUCAGGAGCAUAAGGUUGAGGUGAAGCAGAUUUUGGGACUGGGGAGUUCUUCGGCGUUGAGGCAUUUGAGCGAGCCGUUUGCGAAGGCGAUUGGGGGUGAGGAGGGCUGGAUUGCUAAGGGCUUGUUUGUGCCGAAUCGGGUGCGUUUGAUUGCGGGUGGUCUUGGGGCUGUGGAGGAGGCGUUGAAGACCAAUAAGGAUGGUGUGUCGGGUGAGAAGGUGGUGUUUCGCCCUAACGACGCUUGAUUGAUGUUCUAGUGCAUGGUGUGUGUUAUGUUAUGUGUGAUAGCAAAUAAGGG
This is a messenger RNA of Aspergillus ibericus CBS 121593, 1159 nucleotides long. Its product is annotated as zinc-binding alcohol dehydrogenase family protein. Bases 39 to 1106 code for a protein of 355 amino acids. NCBI's taxonomy places the organism in Eukaryota, Fungi, Ascomycota, Eurotiomycetes, Eurotiales, Aspergillaceae. Gene Ontology annotation, molecular function: oxidoreductase activity, acting on NAD(P)H. The transcript has a single exon. The record is from RefSeq and is a predicted model, not a curated record.